AAAAAUGUUGCCUAUCAACAAAUAGAAGCAGCAGUAUGUUACUGGUUAACUUGUAUGCCAUCCAAGCAACUAAAACUCACAAAAAACAUUUAUUUGCUUAUUUUAUUCCACCAAAGAGUUGCAUCGACUCCUUUUAAACUGUAGCACUUAGUUCCCACCACAAGGGGGCGAUGCCGUUGCAAAAGGGCGAAUCUAUCAAAACAAAAGUCCCAGAAUCCGUUGCCAUGGUGACAACACUGCGGUAAGAACCAAAGUAACUUUGUGACCCUGAGGGAGAACUAUCGCAUUUAACUCUCACCCUUUUGACAACAGACUGACACUGUAAUAACUUCGAUUAAAUAAAUUAAAAAGGUCUUCUCCAUGUGGGCAUGAUGAACAAGCCUUUGACGGAGCCAAUCACUGGACAGUCCACACAGGGCUUUUCUACAGAGACUGAUAUCCAAGAAAUCUCUGCAGAGAUUCCUGUUGGAGCAGGACCCUGGGGUGGCACCAGUGUACCAUGGGUCAUACCUCAUCCUUACCAGCAAGUUAUCUCACCAGAGAUACUGGACCCACUAAGCUUUAGAUUUGAGUGCCCAUAUCAGCCUAUGCCAAGUCAGCUUACUUACCAAGACUACCACAUGGAAUCCCCCCUGAGCCAACGCCAACUACUUGCUAAUCCUGGUCCCUCCUACAGCAGCAACCUCAGCUCACCCUCUAUCAUUUGGUUUAAUAAGGAACCAGCUUUCUCCAAUUCAGGGGUGGAUGUACCCAUGGAAAAUCUACAAUUUAAGGAUGAACCAACAGAAGUUCCACCUCACAUUGCUCAGACUGUGAUGUACGACAUCGCUGGAGAUAGACAAGUAAUGCUUUUUAGCCCACAUGAGUCAGGACCCACAUACAUUUCCCUGGAACCUGCUGAGACACACCAAAACAGUGAAAUGGCACCAGUUGCCAGUGUGUUCGAGACAUCCAAAGCGCAUACUGACCACCAUCAGACAGCUAGUUCGCUGUAUGAGUGCAGAGUACAGACAACCAACAUCCAACCUCAGCCUUCACUACAGAGACAUGUUGGAGCUUUGUGGGAGUUGAGAUCCAAGAAGCCCUGCCACUGUACCAGAUCGAGGUGCCUCAAACUCUACUGUGAGUGUUUCGCUAAUGGAGUGAUGUGCAGCAACUGUGACUGCUCUAAUUGCCACAACAAUGAAGAACAUGAAAUGGAGCGUCAUGAAGCAAUCAAGUUACAUUUAGGUCGAAAUCCGAAAGCCUUCAAGUCUCCAAAGAUUGUCGGUUGGAAGUCUGGAAAGGCCAAAAGUUGGUACAACAAAGGUUGCAACUGUAAACGUUCAGGAUGCCUGAAGAACUAUUGUGAAUGCUAUGAGGCUAACAUCCAGUGUUCCUCCAGCUGCAAAUGUGUUGGCUGUUUAAACCAUACAGACAACUCUCAAGUGGGUGACAAAGAGAAUGUGGGGAAAGUGAGGCACACAUGUUCUGCAUCAGUGUUGACCCAUGAACUGGUGGAGACUGUGUGUACGUGUUUGCUGGCUCAGGCAGAGGAUGCUGAGAGAGAGGCCCAGAUGCUUACUAUAGGUCAGCAUUUGAUCUUGAUCAAGUUUGGACACUGUCUCUCAGAGAUUGUCAAGGCUAUGUUCAGCUACAGCCCACACUAACACUUUCAAUGUAGAACUAGAAAAAUACUAAACCCUAGUAUUUUUGUAAAAUUGAACCUAGUCAAGCAAAACAGGUUAAGUAUAUUUGCAUGUUCUAAAAUCUGUAUUGUGGUGUUUAAAAAUUGUUCUGAUCUUUGUAAAACUUUGAAUUUUGUAGUUUAUUAAAUAGCCGAAUAUGAA
This is a messenger RNA of Fundulus heteroclitus (mummichog), 1829 nucleotides long. RefSeq names its product testis expressed metallothionein like protein (gene tesmin). The record is from RefSeq and is a predicted model, not a curated record. Lineage: Eukaryota; Metazoa; Chordata; Actinopteri; Cyprinodontiformes; Fundulidae. Bases 369 to 1649 code for a protein of 426 amino acids. Gene Ontology annotation, cellular component: nucleus. Gene Ontology annotation, biological process: regulation of DNA-templated transcription. The transcript is spliced from 13 exons.